AUCAUAUAUUCUAUUCAUGGCGUGACCGUGAGACCUCCUUCGGAUAAUAUUUAGGAGUCGGGACGCAGUAUUUUCUCGUGACCGUGAGACCUCCUUCCACACUCGGCGCGCUUUGGAAUUUGGCGGAAGGAGUCGGCGCGCUUCGGAAUCUGGCGGAAGGAACCGACUAAGAUCACCGGCGACCACGUGGUUUUCGUUCGCGUUUUUUUUCCCUUUCUUGUGCACGAUGAAGAUCACCGCAAUUAUCCUCCUCAAGUGCUCUGGCAUCGGCGAUUCUUCUUCCUCUGGUUCGGUGGAGCCAGUGGUUCUGGCGAACGCCACUGAUGUAAGCCACUUUGGAUAUUUUCAGAGGACCGCUGCCAAAGAAUUUGUAGUAUUCGUCGGCCGCACUGUAGCCAAGAGGACACCACCGAGCCAGCGGCAGUCCGUUCAACACGAAGAAUACAAGGUUCACUCUUACAAUAGAAAUGGGCUUUGUGCCGUUGCAUUUAUGGAUGAUCAUUACCCUGUACGAAGUGCAUUUUCUCUCCUAAACACUGUGCUAGAUGAGUACCAGAAGGCAUUUGGGGAAUCAUGGAUACAAAUUCAGACAGAUGUCACCCAGCCGUGGCCAUACCUGAAUGAGGCUUUAACAAAAUUUCAGGAUCCUGCUGAGGCUGACAAGUUGCUGAAAAUUCAAAGAGACUUGGAUGAGACCAAGAUCAUUCUGCAUCAAACCAUUGACAGUGUGCUGGCUAGGGGCGAAAAGUUAGAUAGCCUGGUGGAAAAGAGUUCAGAUCUGAGUGCAGCUUCCCAGAUGUUCUACAAACAGGCUAAGAAAACCAACCAAUGCUGUACAGUACUCUAACACAUUUGCAAAUUCAAUUU
Phalaenopsis equestris is the source of this 867-nucleotide messenger RNA. RefSeq names its product VAMP-like protein YKT61. Gene Ontology annotation, molecular function: SNAP receptor activity. NCBI's taxonomy places the organism in Eukaryota, Viridiplantae, Streptophyta, Magnoliopsida, Asparagales, Orchidaceae. Gene Ontology annotation, cellular component: membrane; Golgi apparatus. Gene Ontology annotation, biological process: endoplasmic reticulum to Golgi vesicle-mediated transport. The transcript is spliced from 6 exons. The record is from RefSeq and is a predicted model, not a curated record. The coding region runs from base 227 to 847 and encodes 206 amino acids.